AUGCCUCGUAUCAACAGGAGUGCAAAUACUAUCACAAAGGGUGCCAACCUUAUGCAAUCCCUCUCAGAACAAAACAUUAUAUAUUUGAAAGACGAAUUUCUCCCCUCAGAAGGAGUGCAAUGCCUCGUAUCAACAGAUAUGGAUGAACUAUUGAGAAUUGCUGCUGCUGACCAUAGGGAAGAAUUGCGAUCUUUUAAAGAAGAGGUGGUGUGGUUAGGAAAUCAAUGCAAAGAUCCUCAAUUCUACAAUUUGGACCGUUAUUUCGUUAAGAUGGAGUCAACACCUCAACGAGGGACACCAUCAAGGAAAGAUGCAUGGGUGGCAAUGCUGCCAUUAAUGAAUCUUGUUCAGUCUACAUCUGAGUUGUAUCCCAAUUUGCUUGGCUUGGACAGACUCCAGCAAGAUUAUGAGCAUAAGCAGCAAGAACAUAUUAGCCUUGAUGAGAAAGAUAAAAACCAGAGGCUUUCAAUUCUGAGGUCAGAGCUAAGGAGUCGGUUGAGGCAUGUGAGAAGUUUGAAGAAGAAAUCGCUUUGGUCAAGGGCUCUGAAAGAGGUGGUGGAGAAGCUUGUGGAUAUUAUCCUUUGCCUCCAAAUGGAAGUUUCCAAAGCCUUUGGUAGUGCUGAUUGUGAAAGAGCAGCAGGAGAUUCUGCCGGCAAUGGUAGUAAAUUGGGGUCUUCUGGCCUGGCUUUGCACUAUGCAAGCAUUAUAACUCAAAUUGACACUAUUGUUGCUCAUUCGGGCUCUGUAACUCCAACAAUGACAAAUGAAUUGUACCAAAGUCUGCCACCAGAUAUAAAGUCAGCUGUGAGCUUUUGGCUGCGGCAAGUUCAGAUUCAGGAAGAGCCUGCAAUUCCAAUUAUUAAAGAUAAAAUGGAGAAGACACUGUCAUGGCUUGCUCCACUUGCUGCUAACACAAUCAAAGCACACUAUGGCUUUGCGAAACUGGGAGAAUGGGCAAAUAUGAGACUAAACCAGAGACCCACUGGCAAGGGUAACUUCAUCAGAAUCAAUACUCUUUAUCAUGCUGAUAAGGAGAAAACUGACCCCUACAUUGUUGAUCUGCUGUUCUGGCUUCACCAGCUGGUCCGCAAAAGAAGGGCGAUGAACAAUGGAGUUACCUGUUCUCUUGAUUUGACGGUUUCUUCUCUAAGCGAUGGAGAGAUCACAUUAUCUUCUCACAGUUCGCGUAGGGAUGUAAAUAAGAGGAAGCUGAUGCGAAGCACAAGUGAGACUCUGAUAUCCGAAACAGGAAAUCCCUAUUCAUGCUAUUACCAUCUACCGUGCGCAGGUUCUUGUGAUCCUCCCACCAAUACAAGUCCAGGGGUUUCAGUUCCGAUUCUAAAAACAUUAUCGAUGGACCUCGGCAUAGACAUGAUGACUGCAUUGGAUGCCAUCGAUGGAAUUCCCGCCCCUUGAAGUUUACAAGCAAUCACUGUGAGAAAAGCAAUAGCCACAGUUUGUACAAUAAUAGGUGUACGUCUACCUCUUGUAUACUGGAACUUGAAGUGAGAUGGUGGUCAGUAAGAUAUCAUUUGGAUAUGUAGCGGAUGCCAAAACGAUAUAUCACAUCGCCUGUUCGUCUUCUGAUAUGGUUAGAAGAGUAUCUACGGUCUUGCAAGACCAUGUGAACAUCCGUGUUACAGCUGACCAUAAGUGAAUGUGUUGGAUUCAUAUAUAUAUGUGUACAACCGUCCGCCGUGCUUUGCUUUUUGCAGGUCCUCCAAUUCGGAGACAGUGUACGAUCAAGGUCAACUGU
Messenger RNA from Eucalyptus grandis, 1756 nucleotides. RefSeq names its product protein PSK SIMULATOR 1-like. Bases 1 to 1416 code for a protein of 471 amino acids. The record is from RefSeq and is a predicted model, not a curated record. The transcript has 11 exons. NCBI's taxonomy places the organism in Eukaryota, Viridiplantae, Streptophyta, Magnoliopsida, Myrtales, Myrtaceae. Gene Ontology annotation, biological process: positive regulation of growth.